Prunus dulcis (almond) is the source of this 890-nucleotide messenger RNA. RefSeq names its product UMP-CMP kinase 3-like. The record is from RefSeq and is a predicted model, not a curated record. Gene Ontology annotation, biological process: 'de novo' pyrimidine nucleobase biosynthetic process; UDP biosynthetic process; CDP biosynthetic process. Gene Ontology annotation, molecular function: UMP kinase activity; ATP binding. Gene Ontology annotation, cellular component: nucleus; cytoplasm. Lineage: Eukaryota; Viridiplantae; Streptophyta; Magnoliopsida; Rosales; Rosaceae. The coding region runs from base 4 to 768 and encodes 254 amino acids. The transcript has 8 exons.
CCCAUGCCACCGUUUACACACAGAAAGGACCCUGUGAAUCUGAGAGCAAGCAUUGCACUCUUCUGUCAUCCCCCCCAGUGUAAUCCCUGUCAGGAUUUUAUGGAGACCAUGGCAAAAGAUGGUGCAGCACAAGAGGCAACUGUGACUCCAAACAAGGAUGUAAGUGAAGAUAACCCUAAAGGGUACACAGUUAUCUAUGUUUUAGGUGGUCCAGGUAGCGGAAAGAGUACGCAAUGCGCCAAAAUUGCUCCAUACUUUGGGUUUUGUCAUCUGAGUGUUGGUGAUCUUCUUGAAGCAGAAGUUGAGACUGGAUCUAAAUACGGUAAAAUGAUUGAGGACUGUAAGAAAGAAGGCUGGCUUGUUCCUUCCGAUCUGGUUGUCAAGCUUCUGCAACAGGCAAUGCAGAGGAGCCAAAACAAGAAAUUUGUCAUCGAUGGCUUCCCACGGAACGAAGAAAAUCGUGCUGCUGCUGAAAGCAUUAUGAAAAUUGAGCCAGAUUUUGUAUUGUUUCUUGACUGCUCAGAAGAGGAGAUGAAAAGACGUCUUUUAAAUAGAAACCAGGGAAGAGUUGAUGAUAAUAUUAACACAAUACAGAAGCGUCUUAAAGUCUACUUUGAAUGCGCUCUUCCUGUAAUCAAUUAUUACAGCGCCAAGGGCAAUGUUCGAAAGAUUGAUGCUGAAAGGUCUCCUGAAGAGGUAUUUGAGGCAAUCAAGGACGUAUUCUUUGAGCUGAAAGAGAAGCAUGGGGAGACCCGCAUGACUCCGUAGUUUAUCAGAAUAAUAUUGUACUAGUUUGAAGUUUCCCUGAGAUAAUCUGUCAAGAUAACCUCUUUAUUUUUGAAAUACAAAAUGAAUUUCAAAGAGGGAUCCUCUACAAACUCAAAGAGAUC